AUGGCAAAAACAUGGUGUUACAAGAUGCUUGCAUGUAUACUCCUACUACUCCAAAUAAUGUCAUCAUAUUGCCUAAUAUCAGCACCCGUAAAAUAUCCAACCACACUCGAAACCGAUAAAUCUGCUCUUCUUGCCCCGAAAUCUCAUAUCACUUUGGAUCCUCAUAACAUACUUGCCCAAAAUUGGACGAAUUCGAGCUCUGUCUGCAGCUGGAUUGGCAUCACUUGCGGUUUACGCCAUAAUCGAGUAACUGCGGUGAAUCUUUCUUACAUGGGUCUUUCCGGCACCAUUCCGCCACAACUAGGAAACCUUUCCUUCCUUGUUUCCCUCGAUUUUAGUUUCAACCUUUUCACCGGUGUUCUUCCUCAACAGUUGUCUUCUCUACACAGAUUGAAGUUUAUUUCUUUCAGAGUAAACAAAUUGAGUGGAGAGAUCCUGUUGUGGUUAGACUAUUUACCGAAACUAGAGCAUCUAUCUCUACGGAAUAACAACUUCACCGGUUUCAUCCCAAGUUCCGUCUCUAAUCCGACAAAUCUACAGUUUCUUGAUUUCUCUUCAAAUUCUCUUCAAGGAGUUAUUCCGCAAGAGUUGGGAAAGCUUCAUAAUCUGAAGAAUUUGUACAUGGAAUACAAUCAUCUCUCCGGUCGUAUACCGUCAUCGAUAUUUAACAUGUCGGACCUAAAAGCUAUAGCUUUCACAGGAAAUGAACUGAUUGGCAGCCUUCCAAGUGACAUGUGCAGCUAUCUUCCAUUCCUUCAAGGAAUUCACCUAUCUAGUAAUAAGCUGAGUGGCGAAAUUCCAUCGAAUCUAUCAGAAUGUUCACAACUUCAACUAAUAUCCUUGUCUUACAACUCCUUUAGUGGGCAUAUACCAAGAGAGAUUGGCAGUUUAAAAUUUCUUCAGACGUUAUAUCUUGGGGGUAACAACUUAAAUGGUGUUAUCCCGUUCGAGAUUGGCAAUCUUCAGAACCUAGCUCAAUUUGGUAUUGAACAAAACCAGAUCACCUGUACAAUUCCACUAAGUAUCUUCAAUAUUUCUUCACUCCAAGUUUUACUACUAAAUCAGAAUCACCUGUCUGGAAGCUUCCCAAAAGAUAUGGGGAAUCUUACAAAGCUCAAACAAUUGGACAUCUUAAACAACAAGUUAACAGGUAGUUUACGGCGAGAAAUUGACAAAAUGUACCAACUGGAUAUAUUAAUAUUAGACUCUAACAGCUUCAUUGGUUUUAUUCCAUUGGAGCUCUUUAACAUGUCAAAUGUUCGAGUUCUUAGUCUUACAGCUAAUAGUUUGUCAGGCGGUCUUCCAAUUAAUUUGGAUAUGGGGUUACCCGCUAUCGAAAUACUUUACCUCGGAGGAAAUUACCUCAGUGGAUCAAUACCCGAUUCAAUCACUAACUGUUCCAAACUCAGAAUUCUCGAACUCAGUAGUAACAACUUCACUGGUUUUGUACCUUAUUUUCUCGGUAAUCUAAGAAUCCUUGAACGUCUAUCCAUUAGCGACAACAAUCUAAGGACCGAAUCAACUUCUUCCGAAUUGAGCUUCAUAACUUCUUUAACUAAUUGCCAAUCAUUAAAUAGACUCUCAAUUGGUGGCAAUCCUCUAGAUGGCAUCAUUCCAGCUUCAAUCGGGAAUUUAUCUACAUCGUUGCAAAAUUUAUUUGCCUACAAUUGUAAAAUUAAGGGUAUCAUCCCUCCAGAUAUCGGCAAUUUAAGCAGCCUCGUGACACUUUCUUUAUUCGAGAACGAGUUGUCUGGUAACAUUCCACCUACUGUUAGCCAUAUGCAUAAGCUUCAAGGAUUAGGUUUACAUAGAAACAAUCUGCGAGGUUCCAUUCCAGAGGGUCUUUGUGAUUUAGAAAAGUUAGUUGUUUUAUCUUUAAGCCAAAAUAAUUUUUUCGGUCGAAUACCGGAAUGUUUAGGAAAUAUCACGUCUUUAAGAUAUCUCCAUCUAGAUUCCAACAUGCUGACUUCAAGCAUACCAUCGAGCAUGUGGCACCUCACGAAUUUUCUGUAUUUAAACUUGUCGUCAAAUUCCUUGAGCGGAUUUAUACCUCCCGAAAUAGGUAAUUUAGUGUCGGCAAACACUAUCGAUCUAUCAAUGAACCACUUGUCGGAUUCUAUUCCAAGCACUAUUGGAAAUUUAAUAUCUUUGAGUGGUCUGUCUUUGGCCCAUAAUCUACUGGAAGGUUCUAUUCCAGAAUCCAUGGGGAACAUGAUCAGUCUGGUAUAUAUAGACUUGUCUUACAAUAACCUCUCUGGUUCAAUCUUUUGA
Messenger RNA from Erythranthe guttata (spotted monkey flower), 2271 nucleotides. The record is from RefSeq and is a predicted model, not a curated record. Lineage: Eukaryota; Viridiplantae; Streptophyta; Magnoliopsida; Lamiales; Phrymaceae.